Messenger RNA from Sclerotinia borealis F-4128, 771 nucleotides. The record is from the annotation of a GenBank genome assembly. Lineage: Eukaryota; Fungi; Ascomycota; Leotiomycetes; Helotiales; Sclerotiniaceae.
AUGUCGUCAUUACCCAAAUUUACAUUUCCAGAAACUCUAGGUGGUCGUCAUGGGACCACUUCACCUACUCCACAGUCUCCACCUACUUCCCCCAGCUCAGCACGAGCUCCCACAAGUAAGCAAUGUAUCUUCGUCGUACAAGCCUACCUCUGCUUUCACCACCCCAAGCUCUCCGCUCCACACCUCCUCCACCGCUCUCCCUGUCCACAAGCCCUACUCCCUCCUGCUCAACAAGUCAGAUGCGAAAACUAUUUCCGUCGUGAUGGAGAACUACUCCAAGUAGUACGCUACGACAAAGAACGCGGUUGCAUGGAAUGUAAAGCCGAAGCACGAACACGCCGCGAUCAGGAAGCUGCCGAUCAUGUGGAGAUUAUUGAGAAGAUGAGGAGAUUGGGUUUGGAGAGUGAGGCUGAGAAGCAAGUCAUCAAGUUCGAAGGAAAAGCCACGAUCGCAGCACAAAAUCCAACUACGAAGAGUAAGAACAUCGAUCUCGGAAAGAAGUCUGUCACCGUGGAAAAUAGAAAAUACCUCACACCAACCAAGCCCAAGAUCAAGGUCAAACAAGAAAAAUCCACUCUUCCAAAUCCAACUCCAACUCAGCCAAAAGACAAAUCCGAUAGUGACACUGAUGAUAGUUGGGAUUUGGCCAAGGAAAAAGAGAAGAAAUGGGGAGAGGUAGCACUUGCACCUGGAGAGACUACUGCGGGUCGGGAUGCGUGGGUUGUUAUUGGGAGUUGGGGAGAGGAUGAAGAGGAUUGGCAUAAACUGUAG